AUGGUGGCAGAAGACAACAACGAGGACUUUGAAAAGGUAGCGGCUGCAGGGCUUCAGCCAUCAAGAUCCAACGCCGACUGGUUGGUGACUAAAGAGGCACAAGUCGAUACUGGACAUGGCCUGCCUGAUAAUUUGACUGAAGCACAAUGCACAAGUGCAUUUCCCGACCUUUACCGAGAAAUUGAGAGAGCAGUGGCGUACUGGAGAAAUCGGCAGCAUACAAUCGCUGCUGAGGAUGUCGAUAUAACAUGGCGAAACCAGAGCAACAAUGGUGGCGGCGCUAUGCGAGUUCUCGUUCACAACCAAGAACUGCGAAUCUUGGAAUCAAUGGACACAAUAAGUCACGUAGGCUAUCGAGGUCGCGCGUUUGGCAUAUUGGGGUUGCUCCAGCGCGCAGUUGAAAGUGCGAUAGCGGGAGGAGAAAUUCUGCCUACCAUUGAGGCGGCACUGCUCUUCGAAGAUAUCUCCAAUCCUCCAACUGACGAGGGUACCCAUUCUUUCUGGACCUGGUCAUCCCUCAAAGAUCAUGCCCCUCAUGAACGUCUCUGGCUGAUACCCAACUUCGAUUUCUGGUAUUCCAGUCCUCAAGGCUCGUACGAAGCAGCACGAAUGCAUGCCAUGAGAAAUGAUGCGCCAUUUGCUCAUAAAAUUCCUAAAGUCGUUUGGCGCGGGACGGAAUGGACCAACAAGGAGUUGCGAGAUGGACUGGUCAAUAUUGGUGCCGACAAAGAUUGGGCGGACCUCAAGUUCAUCGAUUGGAGCUCAAGCGAAGCAGGAAACAAGAUUCCUGUUGAGGACCUCUGCAAGUACGCUUUGACAGUCCACACCGAGGGCGUGAGCUACAGCGGCCGUCUGAAGUACCUGCUCAAUUGCGACUCGCUCCCGAUUGUGCAUGACCUGAAGUGGAACGCACAUUACUACCAUUUGCUGAUCAAGGACGGACCUAUGCAGAACUACAUUCAUGCCAAGCGCGACUGGAGCGAUCUGCCAGCGAAUGCGGAAUUCUACCUGAACAACACGGAUGAGGCGAAGCACAUCAUUGCAAAUUCGCUCGCCACUUUCCGCAACAAGUACCUGACACAGGCAGCCACGUCAUGUUAUAUCAGGAAAUUGAUUCAAGGAUACAGCACCGUUUCCUUCACGCCAGAUAUGAACAGUAUGGCGGACCAAGGUGUUCCCUUCAAGGAAUUCAUGGAGAAUCCUGAAGACAGACAUCAUUUGUGA
This is a messenger RNA of Pseudocercospora fijiensis CIRAD86, 1224 nucleotides long. RefSeq lists its product as uncharacterized. The coding region runs from base 1 to 1224 and encodes 407 amino acids. Lineage: Eukaryota; Fungi; Ascomycota; Dothideomycetes; Mycosphaerellales; Mycosphaerellaceae. The transcript has a single exon. The record is from RefSeq and is a predicted model, not a curated record.